UUACCUCCCUUAAACCACGCCCAAAACCAACUUGCGUUUCCGCCAUCGCUCCUCCCCUCCCGCGGCUAGCUGAUCCACAACCUCCCCCCCGCCCACCGCCAUUCCCACCUCCUGCUCCACGCCUCCCCCGCGCCGAGCCCCCCUCCCCGCUUCCAGCCAUGGCGGAGGAGGCCUUCGCGCGCGCGGUCGACGACGGCCUCAAGCUCACCAAGCGCCUCGUCCUGCCGGGCGGCGGGGGCCUGCCCCCGCCGCGCCCGCCCCAGGGCAUGGACCGGGACGACCCCGCCGCGGUGCACGGCGCGUGGCUGCAGCACCUGCUCCCCGCGGCGCCCAUGGCGUACGCCGUCGUCGUCGACCCGGGCGCCGUCGACAGCCCCGACGUGCCCAGCUACCAGCCCCACGUCUACGGCCGCCUCGACCCGCCCGCGCUCAUCCCGCUCCAGAUGCGGGAGGUCGACCUCCGCGUCGACUGCGUCGCCGGGGGGUGCGCCACGGCCGAGGUCGCCCUGCGCGCGCGCUGGUGGGUGCACUGCGUCACGCGCAGCCGCGCGUGCCACUGCCGCGUCGUCGUGCCCAUGGGACACCAGGGUUCAAUUCUAGGCGCUGAGGUUACUGUUGGAAAAAGAUCGUACAAUACUCAUGUAAUUGAUACCGAGGAUAACAGUGCUGUGAAGAUUUCCAUGCCUGAGAGUGGGGGUCUCUUGAAACAGGAAUUGUUUUCCUUGACAAUACCACAGGUCGGGGGCGGAGAAGAUAUUUUUGCCACAAUCAGGUGGUCACAGAAGUUGCUAUAUGACAAUGGACAGUUUUCUGUUGAAGUUCCUUUUCGUUUUCCACAGUUUGUGAAUCCUUUGCCAAAGGUUUUCAUGAAAAAGGAGAAAAUACAGUUGACUGUUAAUAGUGGUGUGAGUAAAGAGGUUAUUUUGCAGGGGACAAGCCACCCCUUGAAGGAAAAAGGCAGGCAGAGUGAGAAAUUGUCUUUCCUGCAUGAAGCUGCUGUUGAGAAUUGGUCAACCAAAGAUUUUACCUUCACAUAUACUGUUUACUCUGGUGAUUUGUCUGGUCGAGUUCUCGUGAAGCCCUCAACAUUGCGUGAUUAUGAUGACAGAGACAUGUUCUGCCUUUUUCUUUUACCUGGAAGGAAUGAGGACAGAAAGGUCUUCAGAAAGGCUGUUGUUUAUAUCAUUGAUACAAGUGGAAGCAUGCAAGGAAAACCACUUGAGAGUGUUAAGAAUGCCAUGGCUACUGCUCUCUCUGAUCUUGUUCAAGGAGAUUUUUUCAACAUAAUAGCAUUUAAUGAUGAGCUUCACUCAUUCUCAUCAUGUUUGGAGCAAGUAAAUGAUAAAACAAUAGAAAAUGCUAUCCAAUGGAUGGACUUAAACUUUGUUGCUCAGGGUGGAACUGACAUCAUGCAUCCUUUGAGUGAGGCAAUGACUUUGCUAUCAAAUUCUCAUGGUGCUCUUCCACAAAUCUAUCUCGUUACCGACGGGUCAGUUGAUGAUGAACGGAAUAUCUGCCAUACUGUGAAAACUCAGCUCGUGAAUAGAGGACCUAAGUCUCCUCGUGUUUCUACUUUUGGACUAGGUUCAUAUUGCAACCACUAUUUCUUGAGGAUGUUGGCAUCAAUUGGUAAGGGUCACUAUGCUGCUGCAUUUGAUACAGGAUCAAUUGAGGGUCGAAUGGUUCAAUGGUUCCAGAAAGCCUCAAACACAAUAGUAUCGAAUAUUUCCAUUGAUGCUAUAAAGCAUAUUCAAGAGUUUGAGGUGGAUUCUGAAUACAUUCCAGAUGUAUCUGCGAAAUAUCCACUCUGUGUUUCUGGAAGGUACCAUGGCAAGCUUCCAGAGACCCUUAUCGCCAAGGGUCACUUGGCUGAUAUGAGUGAGAUAUCAAUUGAACUGAAAGUCCACCAUGUAAAGGAUAUACCUCUUGACAAAUUGUUGGCAAAGCAACAGAUGGAUCUUCUCACAGCAAAAGCAUGGCUUUCGGAGAACAAGGAGCUCGAGAGAAAGGUUGUGAAAUUAAGCAUACAUAAUAGCCUUCCUUCUGAGUACACACGCAUGGUCCUACUUCAAACUAGCUUGGACAAAAUAGAUCCAGCACAACAGGCGAAGAAUAAACCAAUAAAACAAAGCAGCCCAGAUGAGCGGUCAGCGAUGCCACUUCGUGGCCUGACACUUGGAUUUGGUGAUGUCACGGCAACAAGGGAGAACCUGACAACAGGAUUUGGAGACAUCAAACCACAUGAGCAGUUUGAGAUAUUUGAGAAGGCUGUCGGCUGCUGCAGCCGCGUGGCUGACUGCUUCUGCUGCAUGUGCUUCAUCAAGGCAUGCAGCAAGAUGAACGAUCAGUGCGCAGUUGUCAUGAUGCAGGCCUGUGCAGCCCUCGCGUGCCUUGGAUGCUUUGAGUGCUGCUCGGAGCUGUGCUGCGGUGGGGCAAACUGAGGGCACCGCUGCAUACAAGUCGGUGUGCUUGUGUUGUACGGUAAUGUGAAUAGCAUUAUUGCUGUAUAGGAUGGGCAUCACGUGUUUAUCUAACUUUGAAUGCUUGAUCAAGGAACGGCUCUGUUAUCUGUAUGUACAUUUUGCAGUAAUGGACCAUAAGUUGGAUGUAAUUCUAACCACUGUAUUAAAAGACAGACGAUGAUCAAAUCCCAAAACAGAGGGGGAAGAGUACAUAAACUAUGUACAUGUUCUUUCCAGUUCCUACCAAGCUUCUGAUGUUUUUGA
This is a messenger RNA of Panicum virgatum (switchgrass), 2726 nucleotides long. RefSeq lists its product as uncharacterized. NCBI's taxonomy places the organism in Eukaryota, Viridiplantae, Streptophyta, Magnoliopsida, Poales, Poaceae. The transcript has 13 exons. The coding region runs from base 159 to 2441 and encodes 760 amino acids. The record is from RefSeq and is a predicted model, not a curated record.